Pipistrellus nathusii (Nathusius's pipistrelle) is the source of this 462-nucleotide messenger RNA. Lineage: Eukaryota; Metazoa; Chordata; Mammalia; Chiroptera; Vespertilionidae. The record is from the annotation of a GenBank genome assembly.
AUGUCCUCUGAAGAAGGGAAGCUCUUCGUUGGAGGGCUCAACUUCAACACCGACGAGCAGGCUCUGGAAGAUCAUUUCAGCAGCUUCGGGCCCAUCUCUGAGGUGGUCGUUGUCAAGGACCGGGAGACUCAGCGAUCCCGGGGUUUUGGCUUCAUUACCUUCACCAACCCAGAGCAUGCGUCCGAUGCCAUGAGAGCCAUGAACGGAGAGUCUCUGGAUGGUCGCCAGAUCCGCGUGGACCAUGCUGGCAAGUCGGCCCGGGGCCGAGGCGGUGGCUUUGGAGGGCGUGGCCGCAGCUACUCCAGAGGUGGUGGAGACCAGGGCUAUGGGAGUGGCAGGUAUGACAGUCGGCCUGGAGGAUAUGGCUAUGGAUAUGGACGAUCCAGAGACUAUGGUGGCAGAAGCCAGGGUGGCUAUGACCGCUACUCAGGAGGAAAUUACAGAGACAAUUAUGACAACUGA